CAUGCACUACAUCAACCCUGGCAAGUUUGACAUCACGACUUUGAAGGACGUGGGAAAGACCAAGGAAUUCUUCGCCAAGAUUCGGGAAUGUGGCCUCUCGGACCAAACCGUAUUAAAAAUUAUCAGAAGGGAAUAAAAAAAUAUUUGGACUACCUCAAAGAAACAACAGACCGACCGACCAAACCGACCAAACCAGCAGUGUCAACUGCAUCUAUCCUGCCAUGAGCAUCGAGCAGAAUACGUACGGGCAUUGAACAAAGCUGACCAGCUUCUGAUUUCCCUGCCACCGUCGCAGCAUGAUUUUAGGAGUGACGAUCUCUAGAUUUUGCACGAUAUUGCAUGUCUGAAGCUUUCACCAGACCUGUGUAGCAGCAUGGAGUACAGGCAGAGGGCAGAAGAAGUGAGGGACCACAUGUACAAGUUUGGGACGUGUGAUGAUGAAUGGAAGGUCGUUAAGAGUACUAAAGAUGUUGUGGUUUCAUGGAUGCCAUCUACUGAUCUAGAAGGCCAUUAUAUGUACAAGGGAGAGAGCCAAGUGAUGGCACCAGCUGAGUCACUCUUUCGACAGGUGAUAUACCCUGCAGACAUUAGCUUCAGAGCCUCCUGGGAUAAUGGCCUGAGCAGUAUAGAAACACUAGAAGAGAUCGACAAGGACCUUCGAGUCGUAAGAAGCUGUACCAAGUCGUCGGUGAUGGGGCUUAUCUCUCCACGUGACUUUGUCGACGUCGUACUAGACACAAAGUAUGACGAUGUGCUCUUUACUGCAGGCAAGAGCUUCCUUUAUGAAAAAUGCCCAGCAGUUGAUAGUCAUGUGAGAGGAACCAAUGGUUCUACCGGUGUCAUGUGCUUCAAAAUCGAUGGGGACCCGAAUGUGACGCGUGUGAUUAGCAUUCUGAAUGUAGACCUUGGAGGAAUGCUUCCAAAGACUGUGGUGGAGAGUGCCAUGCCCUCGUCCCUCGUCUCCUUCUUCAGCGAUCUGAAGAAGGCAGCAAAGUCACUAAAUCUAUAAAUGUCCCUGAGAGAGAGACGCACGAUUCACGCUCCCUUCCGCUAUAGAACCCGACGUGCAUUUAUAUUAUGAACGGGAAAUUACGGUCAUCAUUCAAGGUGCCUGCUAGAAAGGUUUCAAGUAGGCGCACAUGUCGAGAGAUCCGUCACUGACGGAAGAAGCAUUAAUUGAUUAAGGAUGAUCAUGAGUAAAAGCAAAGCUUCCGCGUCAUGGCCGAUUACCCGCAGAAUUUUUCCAUGUAUUUGACAUUGUGUGCGUACUGCUGCCGUUAAUGGGCUAAGUGAUAAGUAAUGCUGUUAAUGGGACACGUGGCCAUUAGAGGAAAUUGUGUUUCCUUAUACAGCACUGUUCCAUUGUAAAUCUAAUCCAGACAAUCAAGUUUAGGUUGAUGUAACCAGUGUGUGGGGACGACGACAGCAAUAGUUUCGUGGGUUUCCCAUUAUUGAUUUAUCGCUGUCAUGAAAUGUCCAGCAUGCACUCACUGGUAACCUGAAGGUUUGAUAGACCAUUGUCAAUUCAUUUUACGUCUUUCUAACAGCCCACGCAAAAAGUGUAAUUAUAGCGACUGUGAUUUCUGUGUAUAUUUUCAGUUAUACAUUACGUACCACGUUAUUUAAUGUAUGUACAUAUGACAUGCAAAAUAAAAACAAAUUCGCAGCCAA
Priapulus caudatus is the source of this 1671-nucleotide messenger RNA. RefSeq names its product stAR-related lipid transfer protein 5-like. Lineage: Eukaryota; Metazoa; Priapulida; Priapulimorpha; Priapulimorphida; Priapulidae. Bases 374 to 1009 code for a protein of 211 amino acids. The transcript has 8 exons. The record is from RefSeq and is a predicted model, not a curated record. Gene Ontology annotation, molecular function: lipid binding.